AUGCUAAAAGACACGUUUUUUUUUUCAACAGUUGAACACAACACAACAGACCCCUCCAUCCCCCAACAGCCCACCCGCCGCCGCCGCCCCGACCUCUCAACCUUCUUUUCGACCCUCUCCCAAAUCAGCCCCGAUGAGCACCGCUCCAGACCGCAUGCCGUCCCGGUCCCGCGCGACGUAAGCGCCGCGUUCUAUACUCUCGCCGAGGCGUUGGAGGUUAUGCGCCGGGAGUCGGAGGGCGGGGGUGCGAGUGCAGGUUCUCGCGAAGGCGGCAAUGGCGACGGGGAUGGCGACGAUCUCUUGUCGCAGAUGAUUCAGACGUUGUUGCGGGAGGCGGAUACGCCGCCUAAGGAGGUGGAGGGUGUGAGUGAGGAGUUUUGCGACAGUAGGUCUUUGAGAUGUGUCAUGAGGGCGAGCUUGGAGCGCGAACUGACUAGCGGUGUAGUGCUCGACCGGGUACCACGUACGUCGUUGAAGGAGACGCAGACUUGCCCGAUCUGCAAUAACCCAUUCCUGGAGGAUGAGUAUCCGCUCGUUGUGCGGCUACCGUGUCAUUCUACGCAUUUGUUUGAUUUGGAGUGCAUUAGGCCCUGGUUGCGGCUGCGAGGGACGUGUCCGCUUGAUCGGACGGAUUUUGCCAAACAAGAGCGCGAGAAGGCAGAGGCGCGUAGGAAGAAACCUGUCGAGGAUGACGAGGAGGAGUGGGAUGGUAUGUAUGGCUAG
Aspergillus fumigatus Af293 is the source of this 723-nucleotide messenger RNA. RefSeq lists its product as uncharacterized. Gene Ontology annotation, biological process: ubiquitin-dependent protein catabolic process. Gene Ontology annotation, cellular component: cytoplasm. The record is from RefSeq and is a predicted model, not a curated record. Gene Ontology annotation, molecular function: ubiquitin protein ligase activity. Lineage: Eukaryota; Fungi; Ascomycota; Eurotiomycetes; Eurotiales; Aspergillaceae.